Messenger RNA from Arachis duranensis, 972 nucleotides. RefSeq lists its product as uncharacterized. The transcript has 2 exons. The record is from RefSeq and is a predicted model, not a curated record. NCBI's taxonomy places the organism in Eukaryota, Viridiplantae, Streptophyta, Magnoliopsida, Fabales, Fabaceae. Bases 450 to 881 code for a protein of 143 amino acids.
UGCUACCUUUUCAGUUUUUCUUAUUCACUUUUUUAGUUUCCCCCAUUCCCUGUUAUCGUCGCUUUUGAAAGGCGUUACGUUCUUCGUCUAAAUUGCUUUUGCAGAAGGACGUGUCAACGAAAGCGUAUAUCAAUUUUCAACGUCGACCUCUUUGAGUCUUUCAUGUCUCCACCAAACUACGAAUUCUUACUAUCGUAGUUUCUUUUGCGGUCGUGUUGUUUACACACAUUCACUUAUUCGUAUUUUUAUCUUUCUUUUGUGUGGUUGCUUCUUCUGGUGAACAUCCUUUUUUAUAUUGAAGUUGGGGAUGUUCUUGUUUCCGAAGCAUAUAUAAAAUUCUUAUUUAGCCAGUUUUAAACAGCGUGCUGUAAUUUUUUAAGCUACAUUGCGCUACCUGUCUACUGGUACAAUGAAAGUUCUGGUGACUUAACUGUGAAGAGGUCUUAGAAAUGGAGAAGCCACCAAUUCCAAAUGCAUCACCCUCAUCGAAACCAGCGCCAAAAUCAAACCCAAAAAGGAAGAUUCCGUCGCCGAAGGAGCUGAUAUCACAUUAUGAAUCCCAAGGGAUGGAUGCACAGGAAGCAUCCAUCAAGGUGAUAGAGGAUCUGCAGAGGGCGCUGUUCGGAGUGAUAUCGUCCGGCAGAGGGAAAAAGGACAAGCUGUUGAUUGAUUCUUCAAGGAAGAUGGAUGCAGUUAAUGGCAGACUAGCAGUUCUUGACAUGAAGCUUGAUUCAAAGCCUGGUUAUGUUGAGACUUUUGCAAUUGGGGUUGCAUCUGCUGCCACACUUAGAGGAAUUGGUGCUAUCAUGCCUCAUAUCAUUGCCCCUAUUGCACAGAUAUGGAAUUCUGUUACCACUGCCACUAAAUCUACUCCACAAUGACCAUUUAUCUUAUUGUACCAUUCUUAAUUACUUGUUAGAACUUAGCACAUUGUUCCUUAAGUAAAAGUAAAAAUAAAACUCUCUUCCAUAA